AUAAAUUUAUAAAUAGAAUCUCUUAAUAUUUAUUUUACAAAUCCAAAAAGACAAAGGAAAAGCAAAGGUUUGCGUCCAUUCAUUUAUGCUCCCGUUGAAUUCGUACUCAAGUCAUUCAUCUAUUCAUCUUUCCUCAAUCAUUUUAGAAAACCUGGAUUCCGGCCGGUUUUUUCGAAAUCCUGGUUUUCUAAUUACAAAGUCUGUUACGUAUAUAAUCAUCUUCCACUAGAUUCGCUCUUCAAUCUGUUGUCCAAAUUAAUGGCUUCUACAAGUCAUCGAGCUCGCUGGGACGUUUUUAUAAGCUUCAGAGGCAGUGAUACGCGACAUUCAUUUACUGAUCAUCUCUAUGGAGCCUUACAAAGCAACGGUGUUCGAACAUUUAUGGAUGAUCCUGAGCUACGCAGCGGAGAGGUAAUUGCAGACGCUUUGCUUCAAGCGAUUGAGGAAUCCAAGACUUACAUUGUUGUCCUCUCCAAAAAUUAUGCUUCUUCACGUUGGUGCCUUGACGAGCUAGUAGCGAUCCUCAGUUGCUACAAAAGAAUGAAUAGAUGUGUAAUUCCUGUGUUCUACAAAAUUGAUCCAUCUGUUGUGCGACACCAAACUGGGCGUUUUAAAGAAGCUUUUGAAAGACAUGAGAAUCGUGUUGACAUGGAUAGAUUGGGCAAGUGGCGCAGUACACUGACCACCGUGGCCGAUCUUUCAGGAUACUCGGUGCCUAAAAAUAUAUCUGGUCAUGUUUCUUCAAAUCCAUAUCCCGCAUUCUCCGUCGAAGCACACAACUACCAUCGUUACCAGGAGUGCUUGAUUUUCGCUGUGAUCAACCCUAGGUGCGGAACUUUAGAGACUGAAGUCAUCGACUGGGGAGGGAUUUGCAGGACGCCUCAACUUUGUACGAAUAUGAGUUUAGGGCGAAGGAGAAGAAGUAGACUGAUCGAUAACUCAUGGGUAUACAAUUGGACAAAAAAGAAGCCUGAAUGCAUAACUAUUAACGAUGACGGGCAUAGUUGCAAGUCUGCCCACGUUGUUUCAAAGGGUACUUUGCUUAAGAAAAAAGUACGUGGAAGCGUGAUUGGCAUGCUAUUAAGGUCCAAAAACAAAAAAGAGGCAUUUGGCGUUGCAGAAGAUGGUCAAUUUCAGCAAAAUAAAAUUGUUGGGAGAUUAACGAUUUUAGCACUAGAAAAUAUAUUCCUAACGUGUUCCACGAUUGUAAGACUUUAUGUUUAGUUGCUACAUUAGAUUAUUUGGAAAUAUAUUUUGUUAUGAAAUUACAAUUUUGGUUGUGGGAAUUUAGAACAUGGGGAUACACAUUUCUAGCGGGUUGUUUAUAUGAAUUUAAAACUUUGUGUUUGCUAAUGAAAGUGCCCAGAGUUGUGGUACUGCACUUAGUUCAUGUC
Molecule: messenger RNA, 1394 nt
Organism: Daucus carota subsp. sativus
Lineage: Eukaryota; Viridiplantae; Streptophyta; Magnoliopsida; Apiales; Apiaceae
Product: disease resistance protein RLM3-like
Exons: 3
Coding region: 259-1224 (321 amino acids)
Biological process (GO): signal transduction
Source: RefSeq, a predicted model, not a curated record